AGUGAUAUAAAUUAGGGAAACGAAUUAUAUUUUUGAAGUUUAUAGAGUUGAAAAAUAUUGAUUAUGGUAUUAUCUGGAAAUACAACAGAUAGUAUGGGGAAUUUAGAGAUAUCAUCAAAUUCAAAUUUAGAGACAAAUUCAGAAAAUUCAGCGCUUAUUGUUAUAUCUAAAGACUGGUCACUCCCACCUCGAAUAAAACCAGGAAGAAAGCCAUCAGAAGAACCACCAUUAACGAAAAGAAAAGCACAAAAUAGAGAAGCGCAGCGUGCAUUUCGUGAAAGACGUGCUAUUCGAGUUUUAGAACUUGAAACUACGAUUAAACAGCAACGUGAUCAUAUGGAAAAAUUGAAACAAGAAUAUUUGGGAAAAAUACAAUUUAUAGUGUUAGAAAAUGAAAAAUUAAAGAGAAAAAACAAGCAACUUGAGGAACAAAUUAUAUAUUUAAAAUCCAACUUUGAAAAAGCUAAAAGUUACCUUGACUUUAAUACAGAUGUCUUUUUUCCUUUUUCCAAAGAAGACCAUUCAAAUACAGCAUCUAUUUGUGAUUAUUCUAAUUUAAUUAUUGGAGAAUCUGUACCAUUAAAGAAAAAAAAUACAUCUAGAAAAACAAAAGAUAUGGAGCUUGAUGAUGUUUUGUUUCAUAAAAAGGUUGUGAAAGAGUCAGGUUUUACUCAUAAUGUAGAAUCUAAAGAUUUGUAUAAUGAUUUGGGUUUAUUGGUGCAUCAAAAGAAUUCAGAAACUAAUUAUAGAGAUCAAAUAAAUACAGAUUCAUCUUUAAGUUCAUUAUUUGUCCCUAAAAAUGAUAGCACAAUGGAGGAAAAUGAUUGUGGAUUCUGUAUUGGUAAUCCUGAUCUAUGUUUAUGUCUUCAAUCGCAAAAUUUAAACAACGAGAUGACAAAUACCACUGAAGUAGAUAAAUAUAUUCUUCCUCCUAUUUUAAUAGACAAUAAUGAUGAAAAAAUGGCGGAGAAAAUACAAAAAGAUGUAGAAAAAACAGAAAAACUCAAGAUACUUGAACCAUCUAGUUAUACAAUUAAAAACGAAUAUGAACCUGGCUCAUGUGCCCAAUGCAAAGCGGAUUCGUUGAGCAUGCUUUUUUGUAAAACGUUUGCAUCAAGGAUAAAUUAUAAUAGAGUUUCUUUCAAGUCUUAUAAGGAUGAAGAAAAAUAUAAUUGUAAUACUAAUACUCUUACUAAUAAUAGUUUAAAUAAUAAUAACUUUUUAUCGUGUUCAGCAGCAUAUAAAACACUUAGUCAACAUGAGAAAUUUGUUAAAGAGAAUUUUCGAAUUAUAGUUGAUAAUUUGGCUCCUGGAUCUUGUGGAAUGCAGAUUCAAGCAAAUAGAGUUCAGGAAACAUUACGUUUGUUGGAUCAAUAGUUUGAAAGA
Messenger RNA from Pneumocystis murina B123, 1386 nucleotides. RefSeq lists its product as hypothetical. The record is from RefSeq and is a predicted model, not a curated record. The transcript is spliced from 5 exons. The coding region runs from base 64 to 1377 and encodes 437 amino acids. Lineage: Eukaryota; Fungi; Ascomycota; Pneumocystomycetes; Pneumocystales; Pneumocystaceae. Gene Ontology annotation, cellular component: RNA polymerase II transcription regulator complex; nucleus. Gene Ontology annotation, molecular function: DNA-binding transcription activator activity, RNA polymerase II-specific; transcription cis-regulatory region binding.